AUGGGACGAGGAUUUAAACCGAAAGGCGGACGUGGCAGAGGCCGUGGCAGAGGAUACGCCGCGCAACAAGAGCAAGAGGAGGAUUGGAGAGCACAACAAGCGAGAAAAAGAAGAGGCGAAGACGAAGAAACGAGCGAAGAAGAGGAAACGAGCGACGAUGAUGACGAUGAAGAAGACUCAUCAUCCGGAGACGAGGAAGAAGAAGAAGAAAAAGAAGAUGACGAUGGUGAGAAGAUUGUCAAGGUGAAGGAUUUUGAUCGAUUCGCAGGGAUUGGAGUUCAAAAGGAAGAAGAGGAAGAGUCCUCGGAUGAGGAGGACGAUUCCUCGUCUUCCUCCUCUUUUGAGGAUGAAUAUUUAAAGCCGAAAGCGAAGCCGAAAGCGAAAGCAGUAGACGAGGCGCCGCCGCCAAAAUCUGCGAAGCAGCUCGCGGAAGAAAUGGAGAAAUUAAGGCUCGUGCGCGAGAGGAGAGCGGCGCAAGCCAAGGCGAGGAUUGACGCUGAAGGCUUUGAUAGAUACGCGCCGCCGGAAGCUGGAGGGCGCCCUCGAGUCGAAUGA
Molecule: messenger RNA, 555 nt
Organism: Bathycoccus prasinos
Lineage: Eukaryota; Viridiplantae; Chlorophyta; Mamiellophyceae; Mamiellales; Bathycoccaceae
Exons: 1
Coding region: 1-555 (184 amino acids)
Source: RefSeq, a predicted model, not a curated record